CUACGCUUAGCGCCAGCGAGGAGCUGCUGCUCCUUGCUGGAAUCACAGUAAGCACUGAUGACUUUAUUACCGAGUGGACGGCUCAGGAUGAUGAUCGCAGCAAUAGCAGCAGCAGUGGCAGCAGCUCUCCAGAGCAUUCAAGUGACAGUCAGGAUUUGCAAGGGGCACAAAUCGGCAGCAGUAGCAGCAGAAGCAGCAGCAGCAGCAGCAGCAGCAGCAGCAGCAGCAGCAGCAGCAGCAGCAGCAGCAGCAGCAGCAGCAGUAGCAGUAGCAGCAGCAGCAGCCACAGCAGCAGCAGCAGCAGCAGCAGCAGCAGUAGCAGUAGCAGCAGCAGCAGCAGUAGCAGUAGCACCAGCAGCAGCAGCCACAGCAGCAGCAGCAGCAGCAGCAGCAGCAGCAGCAGCAGCAGCAGCAGCAGCAGCAGCCGCAACAGCAGCGAGGGGAGGGGUGAAGGGGAGUCGCUGAUGGCGACAUACAGGCCCCUGACCUCUGCUGAUGUGGCUGUGAUUGUCGGUCGUUUGGUUGAAGUGGGCAAGAAGCGCCGGGAACGAGGCCACGGAGCUCGUCUGGGCUUCUCUCCCUUGAGACCCGCUGUUUUCACGGCCGCUGCUGCUGCUGCUGUGGGUGCAGUUGCUGCUGCUGCAAGUGCUGCUGCUGACACUAUCU
Closterium sp. NIES-67 is the source of this 666-nucleotide messenger RNA. Lineage: Eukaryota; Viridiplantae; Streptophyta; Zygnematophyceae; Desmidiales; Closteriaceae. The record is from the annotation of a GenBank genome assembly.